Molecule: messenger RNA, 1621 nt
Organism: Anopheles gambiae (African malaria mosquito)
Lineage: Eukaryota; Metazoa; Arthropoda; Insecta; Diptera; Culicidae
Product: SET domain-containing protein 4
Exons: 1
Coding region: 243-1598 (451 amino acids)
Biological process (GO): peptidyl-lysine monomethylation; peptidyl-lysine dimethylation; positive regulation of transcription by RNA polymerase II
Molecular function (GO): histone H3K4 methyltransferase activity; protein binding; histone H3K36 methyltransferase activity
Source: RefSeq, a predicted model, not a curated record
CCGUGAAUCAUCUUUUCGCUCUCUUUCCUCCGCUUGCCCACCGCACGUAUCCGCGAGGGGUGGAGAUUAUCGAGAUCGGGAGCCCGAAAAGUCCCGCACGAAGCACCUGUUAUCACAAAGGAAAGGUGGGCCACAGAACCCACCCCAUCCGCAACAAGGCCAAGGUCAAGGGAUAUUACGUGCGUGUUUUGAAGGCAAUCCAAACAAGCCUGCCUGGCUGGCUUACAUAAUCCCGACGCGCAAUGACAGCUGACGGAAUGACCUCGAUACGCAGGGAGGCAAAACGAACAAAAGGCGCAAAAUAUCCAUCCGAGUGUGUGGAACACGUUUCACUCUUCCGCUGGCUGAAAGGAUUGGGCUGGAGGAAUGAAACGGGCCUCAGGAUUGGCCGGUUUGCGUGCACCGGCAAAGGAUUGUACUCACGCAAACCGCUCGCCGAGGCAGACUGUCUAAUAGCGCUACCCUUUGAGGCCCUGAUCGGCCUGAACGUGCUGGAGCGCGAUGAACACUUCCGCAGCCUGUUCGACGAGUCGGCCGUCCAGGAGCGAGCACAGUCGCUGGAGAAGCUUCCCUUUCAGGCGCUGCUUGCGUUUUACCUGUGCGUGACGAAAUCGGCCCACUUCGAUGCUUACCUUCAAUCGCUGCCGCAGACAUUCUCGAAUCCAUACUUCUGUACCAAGCAGGAGCUGGUCUAUCUGUCCGAGGUGCUGCUGCAAAGAAUGGUAGAGCAGAACGGGCUCAUUAAAAGCGGUUUGGAGCGAAUCAAUUCCGUCCUCCGGGACGAAUGGAAGGAUACGGUCGAGCUGGAGAGGUUUAAAUGGGCAUACUUCGUCGUUAACACGCGCAGCGUUUUCCUAGACCCGAUGGCGGUCAAAAUGAUCAACAGCUUCCUACCAUCCGGCUCACUGUUUGAAGACUUCCUUGCCGACGAGCCGUCCAUGGCGCUGGCUCCGUUUUUGGACUUUUUCAACCAUCGUUGUGGCGCCAAAACCGUCAACGGAUUAUCACUCUCUACGUCCCAAAUACGCGACUGCUUGCUAAAGGAACGACCACUGGAGCUGUACUACAACCUACACACCGACACUGCGUACCGGGCCGGUGAGCAAAUCUUCAUCAGCUACGGUACGCACAACAACACCAAGCUGCUGCUCGAGUACGGCUUUUCCAUCCCGUCGAAUCCGGACGACUUUGUGGAGCUUACCAUCGGCACGAUCAAUGCGUUUAUGAAACACGAUCCGGAGCUGCGCUGUUUGCGUUUGCCGCGGGAAAAGUAUCGCUUUCUCGCAGACCACCGGCUCGAUGAGCAGCUGUUCUUCGUCGGGGACGAUCUGCUCAGCCACAAUCUGGCCGUCUGUCUGACGGUGCUGUUCGUGGAGCGAAACAUUCACCACAUGAAGGCGGUAGCGUUCGCCGCCACGCCACCGCUCGAACCGAUCCGAGCGAUUGCACUGCGGUUGGUGGACUUUUUGCUGCUAGAAUGCAGGCAAAGCAUCGAGGGGCUUAACAAGCUGGCGGGCCUAAGCACGGCCGGAACCGCUUACCGAGAGUACCGUCGCGAGUGUGAAGUCUUUUUGAAUAAAAUCAAAAACAGCUUUUAAAAUGCCCCACUCACACACACAAA